UGAUGAGCAUCAUUUCUUUUUAAACACAUUCUCGAUGGUUGAAUCUUUUUUGAAUUUCUAUAAAUGUUUAUUACGAAACUUUUGUUACGUUACAUAUUUUAGUUGAACACUGUUUUAAAACUAUAAACAUUUUCAAAUUUUCAAACAUUAAUUCCAAGGUUCUAUCGAAUACGUUCUUUUUGACUUAAUGUUUGGUACGACAUUUUGCUGGACAAGCAUGAUACAUAAAACAACAGACUCUGCGAAAGUUCUUAAUUAUUGGAGUAUACGCAGUUUUAAUGAUCUCUGUUGAAUCUGCUGAUUGUCUUCUUCCUCAUGAGAUGCAAUCAUUUAUUUGAAUUUUUAACGUACACAAAUGAAAAAAAUGAUUUAAAUAUUUUUCUAAUAUUUCAAACAGCAAUUUAUGAGUAGAAACUUCAGACGGUUUUGGAAACAAUUUCAGUAGUAAAGCCACUUUUAAACUCAACGUAAAUAUUGUGUUUGAUACAUAGAUAUAAUUUUGAUCUGCAAAAAAUGAUGACUGACAUGAGAAGUUGCAGAUACGAGCCAGGGCAUGCAUUUCCCGGCUACAUGUUUAACAACGUUGGUCUUGUAGAGAAGGAGCCUGCCUUCCAAAACAACAACAGCAACAACAACAAUACUUUGCAGACAAGUUUUUCAAAUGGGUUGUCUAUGUUGCAACAGCAGCAGCAUCAGCAACCGCAGCAGCAGACAAACAGUCUUGCCUCAGUACCAACAACAGUUACUCUUACAUCCCUCCCAACCAGCUUAACAGCAGACAGCCACUCCUUCCUUUACAACGCUUCCAACAACCUUCUCAUUAACAACUCCAACUGCAACCAGUUCGAAGAGAACUUGAUUGGUGGGUUCAGUGCGACGGUCGGUGAACUCUACAGAAACGCCUACCCUCUGAAUGGAGGUGUUGUUGAUUAUGAAGAUGUAAGGUUCAGCAACGGUGGAGCCUUAUUGAUCAACCCCCCAUACAACAGCAGCAACAACGUUACGUCAGAUAACCACGUGACCAACAACGCGGGUGACAGUGAAAGUAUUGUUAACGCUUUGGAGUUUGAUAAGGAUGCAACAGCAGCCACUUACUUAUAUCAUCAUCAUCAACUCCAGCUGCAACAACAUUAUCACCAUCAGCAACAACUUCAACAACAGCAGUCCCACUCAUAUAUGAGUUUAGAUUAUAAGGCCUACAAUGCAUAUGACAACAAACUAUAUGCCAACUCUCUUGAAAACACUUUCAACAACCAAAUACAACAAAAACCACAACAACAUCAGCAACAGCAGCAGCAACAACAACAACACCAUCAACAACAACAACAAGCAAAUAAUAAACAGUCUACAAAAUCCAACAGUGCUAGCAGCUACGGAGGACAAAACCCUUUAAAAACUAAGCAAACUGAUACAGCUAAAACCGGCAAGGUGUCGAAACAAACACCAAAUAAGAAGCAGAAAACAGCACCGAACACCGCACAAAAAGUUUCCACUGGAAGUCACGCAAACGCCCUGCCUCAAAAUGAAAGCAUGGAACAACUGCGUGAAGAUAAACAGUUUUCCGACGACAAAGGCAAAAACGAAAAAGUGAGCAACGGCGACAACAAGCACCCACCUCCAUCUUCCUCCACAUCGAUAACGUCAACAGCACCGCAUGUCCUGGAAUCAAGUCCAAAAGCACAAUACACCAAACUGACAACUGCAACACAAUCGGAAACCUCCAUCCAGCAACAAAUACGCCAACAACGACAACAAAUGUUUCAACAACAUCAACAACAGAUUCAUCAACAACAAAUUCGUUACAACAGACAACAAACCGACAGACGAAACUCAAGUACCAUGGAUGACGACAGCGACUUGUCAGAUGACGACGACGACGACACAAGCUGCGACACUAACCGACCGCUCAGUAGUGGCAACGAUAGCGCAACUUUGAAAAAUGGCGAGAACCACGCAUGCCACACUUUUGAACCGAUUUGUUUGAACUCAGAAGGAGGCGAUCGAAAAUGUUUGCUCUGGGCGUGUAAGGCUUGCAAACGCAAAACGAUGGCGGUAGACAGACGUAAAGCGGCGACGAUGCGUGAACGCCGUAGGUUGCGACGAGUGAAUGAGGCUUUCGAGACGCUGAAGCGACGAACCUGUCCAAAUCCGAGCCAGCGGCUUGCCAAAGUUGAGAUCCUGCGCAACGCCAUAGAAUACAUCGAAAGUCUCGAGGAAAUGUUGAGAAACAACAAUGGCAACAAUCAUAACGGUUCAGUAGGAAAUGACAUCACACAUCGAAAUGACGUCAGAGGAAUGUGCGGUAUACUCAGCAUUGUCAAUGGUGACGUGAACAAUGGAAGUAAAGAAUCUGUUAACAGUGCGUAG
Messenger RNA from Helobdella robusta, 2367 nucleotides. RefSeq lists its product as hypothetical. Gene Ontology annotation, biological process: regulation of transcription by RNA polymerase II; positive regulation of myoblast differentiation; muscle organ development. Bases 514 to 2367 code for a protein of 617 amino acids. The record is from RefSeq and is a predicted model, not a curated record. Gene Ontology annotation, molecular function: DNA-binding transcription factor activity, RNA polymerase II-specific; RNA polymerase II cis-regulatory region sequence-specific DNA binding; protein dimerization activity. The transcript is spliced from 2 exons. NCBI's taxonomy places the organism in Eukaryota, Metazoa, Annelida, Clitellata, Rhynchobdellida, Glossiphoniidae.